Molecule: messenger RNA, 5189 nt
Organism: Hydractinia symbiolongicarpus
Lineage: Eukaryota; Metazoa; Cnidaria; Hydrozoa; Anthoathecata; Hydractiniidae
Exons: 5
Coding region: 175-4923 (1582 amino acids)
Source: RefSeq, a predicted model, not a curated record
GUUAAAGACCUCGCUAACAGUCUUAAACGCCUGAGGUGAAGUGCGUUUGAAGUGUUUCUGCAAAGUAUUUGACUGGAAUAUUUUUAUGAAUCUUGUAAGCUUUUUGCGUUAUAGUUAAUGAUGACAUAAACACACACCAAAUGGUUGUCAAGGUAACAUCCAAAAGGGAAACACAUGAAGAAUUUGACAUAUUUUGUUGCAUACUUAGUCAUUUUCUUUCUUAAAAAUGGCUACGUCAAGUGUUGUCCAGAUUACUUACCGCCAAAGAAUGGGCGUAUGAUAUGUGAUCAUCUCUUGGGGAAGUACUGUACGCCCUCAUGCGACGAAGGCUAUGUACCUGCAUCUCUUCCCGCCUGGGCGUACGUCUGUAAUCCCACAACAAAAAGGUGGAUGACCUACCCAGAGUUUUACCCACUGCCAUGGCCAGACUGUGUAGUUAAAGGACAAAGAAAUAUAAAAACUGCCGGCAAAUCUUUUGUUCCACAGAACUUCAGCUUUGCGCAAACAAAGAUAUAUAAUCCUUUCGGUGUUAGUGAAACCAAAUUAUCGGUUGGUUUGGCAACAAAGCGCGAAAAACUUGCUGAAAAUAAAUUCAACUCAACGAAGGAGAACGUUCAACAACAAAACAAGACAACACCAUCGAAUUCCGACUUGAAAUCUGUUUCCUCCACACUUUUUGAAAACUCCUCGCAAGCCCUUUCGUAUCAAGUUGUUGAACACCGUCAAAAUAACCGAACAAUGAUAAACAAAGUGGAUUUGACUAAUGUGACGUAUAGUCAUGGCGUGAACCAGAACAUGGUGGAUAUUGGUAAUGUUUCGAUAACAGCAACCAGAGCCCAAGUUCCAUUGUCCGUUAAUGUAACUGAGGUAAAACAAAAAUUAAAUCAAAGUAAAAUUCGACAAGAAGGAAAAGAUAAAAAGAGGAAGAAGAAAAAGGGAAAUUCAAAACAAAAAGAUCAGACUGAGCCAAUGCCUUUCCAUAGAGGGUUAACAUCUACCACGCAUAAACGAAUACCACCGCAUAAAUCGAUUGUAACCAUGACAAAUACGGAGAUAAAUGGCGGAAUAAAAGAAAAGAAGGAUAAUGUUGAGAUAGUCACCAGGACUACACUAAUUAUUAAAUCUGAUAACAAAAAUCAUAUAAGUAUCGUGCCAGCUGUCAGAGACGUCAUAGCUGGAGAAGAUAACACACCAGGUGCGAAUCAUACUACAAAUGAAAUUCAACAUAAUAUUACGAGUAGUAUCGCCAACAUUAAUGCGUCCAUGUCAGAACACCAAAAUAGUACCACUUUUAAGACGAUUUCUGCGAACUUCAGUGGAAUGCCAACUAUGUCUGAAACUUACAAGAAUAUUUCAUUACUUAAUAAUACACUUCCUAGUAUUAACUUCACGCGCAAUGACACUGUUGUCAAUAAUACUGACACAAGUACGUCUAACAGUACUACAAGGACAAUUAAUAUGCCACAAAAUAGCACUGUCUCUGCUGGAAAUUAUACCAUGUCGCCUCUUUCUAAUAAGACUAGUUCUGCAAUCACUGCUGUUCACGACAAUGUCACAUUGUUCGGAACAGUAGAAGAUAAUCAAAAUAAUGGCCACACGUCCUUUAAUAAAACGGUAAACAAUACUCAAGCGUCUUCAAGUAAUACAAAAGAUAAUCAUAAUAGCUCCAGCAUCAACAGAGAAUCCAUGCAUCCUGCAAAUAUUUCUACCGAUAAUGACCUAAUGCUGAAAAAUGCGCAUUUAAUUCAACCUUCCAAAGAUGGUAAGACUGUCCACAGAGCAAGUAAAAAUGCUAAUAACACUAAUCUUAUCUCAGGCGAAGAUGAGAAGUAUGACCACAGAAAAAAUAUAAGUAACAACGGAGAACAUGGACAGACUCAUCGAGAUUCACAGAGUAUAGACUCUAGUGAAAAAAGAGAGAGGGAAACUGACCAUAAAAAGGAUGCAGAAGAAAAGCAAAAAAUAUGGAACAACAAUCGUAAUAAAUCACUAGACACUGAAAAAAUACAGUCAAUUCAUAAGAACGUAUCAAAUGAUGAAGAAAAACCUGAUUUCAUGUUAAACAAUCUCGAAAAUGGCACAAAGCGUAGUGAUAGUAACGGGCUACAAAGUAAUAUCUCUUCAGAUGCUCUUAAAAAAACUUUAAAACCUGUUUUUACCAAAAGAGAUUUAAAUUUAUUGCGUCAUAUGGUGUCUGGUGGGAUGUCUAACUCGAAACGUUCAGAACUUCGACAUGUUUCAUCAAGCCUUUGGUCCAAAAUGUUGGGUUUAACUGCCAAUAUCGAUAAUAAAUCGUUUCGAAAACCUCGUAUGCCUACGCGUAAAGAUUUGGCUAACAGAGACUCGCCCAUUGCUCGGUUAAUCAUGUCGAAAGUGAAUAAAAAUGGAGAAUAUAAAUUUCAUGAUACUAUUAAUCCGUUUUUAUACGGACUAAAACACGGAGCGUUAUCACGUUCAAAAACAGCAGAAUCAAAUCCUUUUGCACGUCAGUUUGUUUGGAAUGGAGCUACAUAUGUACCGGCAGCUGAAGCAGGGAGCUUCUUCUCUUACUUAAAUAGUGAAAGUGGCGGUGGUUUAUCACCAAAAAGUAAUUACCGCUGGAAUGGAGCUACUUUUGUACCGAGAGAAGAAUCUGAUUCAAAUUCCGACCCUUCCGGUUCCGAUAGUGCAAAGAAAAAGGUUUUUCCUGAUGAUAUUACAAAUAAGGAGAUACAGGGAAUACUAGAUAUGUGGAACGGUUAUGCAUCAAAGAAUUCGAUUUCAAUACCAGAAUCAAAUUCCCUUCCUGCAAAUGAAAAAUCGGAUUUUAAUCCAAAUAAUUCGGGUAACUCAGGUAACGCAGAAACAGGGGGAAAUCAGGGAUCCGUGAACACGCCAGCUCAGAUUAAUAGUCAACAAUUAGCAAACACCCCUUCACCGCCAACAACUAAACGACCGGAGAAACUUUAUUACUGGGAUGGAGAAAAAUAUGAACGUUUAACUGCAACGAGUAACCUUGCAGAAGGCACCAUCAAGUACAAAUUUGAUGGUCAAAAUUACAAUCCAAUAGGUCAAAUACCAUAUGACCAGUUUGUUACACCUUCUAUUACGACAACAGAGAACAAGCCUACUAGUACUCCAGCAACGUACAAUAAUUUUCCGACGGUGACAACGACGGUUACGUAUCCUUCCUACGAUUGGACAGGUGCCGUGUUGCAGCCUCAGACUCAAAGUCCAGAGUCUUCAACUUCGCAGUACGUACAUGCGCAGUAUAAAAGUGAUCAAUCAAACACUUUGAGUGAAUAUGAAAAAAAAACCACACCAGCAAAAAUGGAUAACAAUAUUGAGAACAUCUUGCAAGCCCAUUACCCACCUCCACCACCGCCACCUCCACCACCACCACCACCGCCACCACCACCACCACCUUCACUACCGCCUCCACCGCCACCUCCGCCUCCGCCACCACCACCUAGUGAAUCUAUUGAUCAAGUUGUGGCAGGAGAAACAGCCAAAGCUGCAGCAUCACGUGUAAACCAAAUACAAUCCUCAGAUCUGUUUAAAGCGAAUAUAGACUUUCCGACUAAAGGAGUAAGCGAGACAAAUUCAUAUGACGUUAUCAAGGAUAACACAAGUAUUAUGUCAACAACACAACCUGUUACUCAGUCUUCUAUUGAUUUACCCAAACUUCCUACUUCAAAAACUGCAAUAGAAAACAAACCGACACAAGCGAUUAAAGCUGAACCGGCAGGAAUUCUGCUCCCGCCUCCAAAUCCAUAUGCUGCCAAUCCGAGCACAGUUAGUGUUCAAGUGACUAAUCAAAAUCAUGUUACCUUUAUCGAUCCAAAAUUAUCCCAUGCUGAAAGAAUAAAAACUUAUAUAAAAGACCCUGAAAAAUCAAAUUAUAUUAAAGAUUUGCCCAAAGUCAACCCGAAUCCAGCAAAUCCGUUUCGGGAGGACGCUGAAGAUUUGCAAGCUGUGAUUGAAAAUGAUUUAAACAUCAAGCGAGAAAUUGAAUCGUUGUCGCAACUUUAUGAACACUCUUCUGCUGAUACACUGGUUGAUGUUCCAGCAGCUUUCAAGCAACAAGCUGAGAAUGCAAAUAACAGAUUACUAGUAUCUCGGCUUAUACCACCAAAACCAGACUUAGAGCAAGAGCUAAAUAACGACCUUCAUAACAAAGCUCCAGAUGACACGGCAGCCGGAAAAGACAUCGAAGCCGCGGACCGAUAUCUCCAAAAAGAAGAAGACCAACAAAACUUCGCUCAAUCGAAUGCAGUUGUCCAAACAAACGGCAACGAUAAAGAAAGAACAGAAAGACUAAAAGCUAUACUUCAAAAGGCCAAGGAUGAAGAUGAAUACCAUAAUGACAUCAUGGGACUCCAAGGGGGAAGAGGGAACACAAAGAACAAUGCGAAGGAGGGUUACAUUGACAGCCUUAGUAUGAAGGAGAAAAACAACAUUGAAGAAACGCUAAAGCAAGAUAUGGCUAAAUUAAAAUCCGAUAGUUUCCAAAGUAAACCGAUAUCCGAUACUCCGUCUGAACAACCUGAAAUUCCUGGGUCAACGGAUAAUAAAUUAUCCGGAGAUUUAGGCGAAGACAAAUUCGUCCUGAGCGUGGCAGAUAUAAGAGAAUUAUUGAAAUUAACGAAGCUUGCAGAACGUGAGUCCGCUGCUAAGAAGCAUGGCCUAACUUACCCAACAAUUUCAAAUUCUCAUGCUAUGCAACUUUUGCAUAAGCCGGGUAUAAAAAAAUUCCUUACUUACUUACAGAAGAAUCACUCUCUAAUACGAGAACGAAUUGGAACAGACAAAUUAGGAGAACUGAAGAAGAAGAAGGAAAAAUACAAAGCUGAACUAGCUAAGUUAUUAUCUUCAUGGAAUAGCAGAUACCACCAACUAAAGCUAGCUAACAAGAGAAACCCUUUACCAAAGUUCGUUGGUUAGUGACUGUCACCCACAAUUGUCUCAUUUCAUGUAAUACUCAUACAAUAUAUUUAUUUCCUCUACGACUUUUUAUAAUCUAUGUUUACCGUUUUAAAUUAUAUGUUUUACCCAGGAGAACCCUCCAAGGUUUUACGAUUUCAAUAAUCGUUAUGAUAACGGUCACUUUUUACCCCGGCUCUCGUAAACUUUUAUAAUUUGUAAAUUAUGUAUCCCAUGUAAUAUUUGGGUUGUGAAUAGUGUAGAUAAAAUAAAUACUUUAUAUAUUC